CGGUGCGUGCCGUGGGCGGCGUGGCAUUCGGUGGUCACGCCCCCAGCAAAACAACAAGCCAUCGUCGAGGCCCCCCUCCCUCCCUCCUCUCCUUCCAGGUGGCCGCGCGCCCAAUAUCCUCCCUGCUCCUCGCUCCUUGCUCGGUUAUCCGCCUCUUGACCCCGAGCCUUCCUCCUCUCCCCUCCCUCGCGCCAUCGCUCCACCAUAUUGUGCCGCGCGCUUGACCAGCCCAGGCCCCUCUCCCCGUUUCGGAGCUCCAUCCGUGUCGAUCCAUGGGGAGGCUGUGCUGCGCGGCGGCUGCGCUGCUGCUGCUGCUCGCCUGCCUCAGUUUCAGCCUUGGCGCCUGCAGCUCCGAUGCUCAGCGAGGAUGGGUGAACGACCGGGAGGAAGAUGCACGCCCCGCAGACAGGCGUGUAGUCCAGGCGGUACACAUCCGAGAAGCUCUGCCACAACCAACCAGGUACAGUUCCAAGCAGUCGACGGCGUUCCCGCAGUGGCCACCCUGGCCAUGGGCACCGGCACCGACGCCGACGCCGAGUUCUCCGCCGUUGCAGGGUGCUGGCUCCCCGUCAAGCGCCCCCGCACCGUCGCCGGAGGUCGCCAAGCCUCUGGCAGUGCCGCCUCGGGACGUCGAGAAGCCUGCGCACAGCAUCACGGUGCCACCGAUGCCAGCCACGGUGGUGGCCCACGGCGCUGCAGCGGUCGGAGAACCGUCGACUGAGGCAGCGGGGCACGCUCCUACCAGGCGGCGUGUCUAUGUCAUCGCCGGAGCAGGAGCUUCCCUCCUUGUGGCCAUUUCGGCGGCGCUGUUCGUCCUGUGCUACCGGUCCAAUAAGGUGGUCACCGUCAGGCCGUGGGCGACCGGCCUCAGCGGGCAGCUGCAGAAAGCGUUCGUGACAGGCGUGCCGUCGCUCAAGAGGUCGGAGCUCCAGGCGGCCUGCGAAGAUUUCAGCAACGUCAUCGGCUGCCUGUCGGAUUACAUGAUGUACAAGGGGACGCUGUCGAGCGGCGUCGAGAUCGCCGUCAUAUCGACGACGACGAAGUCCGGCAAGGAGUGGUCCAAGCACUGCGAAGCCCAGUUCAGGAAAAAGAUAACAAGCCUGUCCAGAGUUAACCACAAGAACUUUGUGAACCUGCUGGGCUACUGCCAGGAAGAGCAGCCGUUCACAAGGAUGAUGGUGUUCGAGUAUGCUCCAAACGGCACCCUCUUCGACCAUCUCCAUGUGAGGGAAGACGGUCACCUGGACUGGCCGACGAGGCUGCGGGUGGCGGUGGGGAUCGCCUACUGCCUGGAGCACAUGCACCAGCUGAGCCCGCCAGAGAUCCUCAAGACGCUCGACACGUCCACCGUGUACCUGACCGACGACUUCGCGGCCAAGAUUGCGGAUGUCUUCUUCUGCUCGGACGACGCCUCGUCGACAAGGGCGGAGAUGGCGAGCCUGCAGUCCCUCCUGGCUCUGUCCGACAGGGAGAGCGUUGUGUACAGCUACGGCAUGGUGCUGCUGGAGAUCAUGUCCGGCAGGUUCACGGCGUCGGCCGGCGGCCUGCUGGAGGGCUGGGCGGCGAGCUUCCUCCGAGGGGAGAGGCAGCUGAGGGACGUCAUGGACCCUGGCCUGAGCUGGAACGCGCCCCGCCAGGCCGAGACCGUCAACAGGCUGGACGGCGUGAUACGGUCCUGCACCGACCGGGAGGCGAGGCGGCGACCCGCGAUGGCAGAGGUGGCGAGGCGGCUGAGGGGGAUCACGGCCAUGCCGCCGGAGGCGGCCACCCCCAAGGUGUCGCCGCUGUGGUGGGCUGAGCUGGAGAUCAUCUCCACCGAAGCCACCUGAAGGAGCUGAGCAUACAGGUUUGCUACAAGAGUUCGUAUACCAACAGUUGAAAUCGCAGUGUGUGCAAGUGGUGUAGCAUAGCAUAGUGACAAAGGUGUGCUUGUAUUUUCGCUUCACUACAGACCUUGUAGUUUGUCCAGAUUUUGUAACCAGACUGCCUCAGUGCAUACUGCAGCUCGCAGAAACACCAUGCAGAA
This is a messenger RNA of Triticum dicoccoides, 2026 nucleotides long. RefSeq names its product probable inactive receptor-like protein kinase At3g56050. The record is from RefSeq and is a predicted model, not a curated record. Gene Ontology annotation, biological process: protein phosphorylation. Gene Ontology annotation, molecular function: ATP binding; protein kinase activity. The coding region runs from base 273 to 1829 and encodes 518 amino acids. The transcript has 6 exons. Lineage: Eukaryota; Viridiplantae; Streptophyta; Magnoliopsida; Poales; Poaceae.